AUGUUGCCUGACCAAGAGACUAUGGAUGUCCAUCCUGUGCUGAACAUCCACGACGAGUCACUUACUCCACAAACCACAACGCUGCCCACUGAGGUUGACGAACCGACUAUAUACUCCUCUCUCGGAGUACAGAGUAGUUUUCACCUACAGACGAACCACAUCUCAAACAAACUACUAGCCGAGCCCGGGCUCUCUGCGGAGGCCGCGCUCGCUUUGAACGCUUCCAUGGAUGCGUGGACACACACAGUUCCGACAUAUUUCCAGCUUUCGCAUGCGCCCAGGUCGACGGCUCCGUGGUAUUCAUUCGCUCGCUCUCGGCUGUGGUGGAGGUUCUGGAAUCUCAAGAUCAUCAUCUUCCGACAGAUAUUGUUGCGCCGAGCCAUCUCUGAGCGAGGUCAGAUCCCAGACCUAGCCAUGCAGUCAAGCCAAGAGGACUGUAAGCGAAUUUGUCUCGAAGCUGCGCAUUCUACGGUGGUUUCGAUACAUCAGUAUGCAACACAGGACUUGAAUAGACUUGAGGGUUGGUACGCGACGUACUUCCUUUUCCACGCGGCACUAGUAAUAACCCUCUGCAUCAUCAGCUUCCCGCGCGCUGAGGAGACUGCGAUCUGGUAUGAGGAUGUUCGCUUGGCCCGAACCACCUUCCGCGAACGGCUUGUUGGGGAUUCGUUGUCAGCCCGCUGCGUGGCCAUCCUUGACCAAGUGGUGUCUGACGGCGAGUUGGACUCCGGUACACUGCAGGAUCUGGAGCUGGACAAAGACGCCUUGAGUACGUUUCCAUGGUCCGUUGAGUCCAAUGAGUUAUUCAACUCCUUCGAUUGGGAUUUUACUACGUCCGGUUUCUAA
Alternaria arbusti is the source of this 846-nucleotide messenger RNA. RefSeq lists its product as uncharacterized. NCBI's taxonomy places the organism in Eukaryota, Fungi, Ascomycota, Dothideomycetes, Pleosporales, Pleosporaceae. The transcript has 3 exons. Gene Ontology annotation, molecular function: DNA-binding transcription factor activity, RNA polymerase II-specific; RNA polymerase II cis-regulatory region sequence-specific DNA binding. The record is from RefSeq and is a predicted model, not a curated record. Gene Ontology annotation, cellular component: nucleus. Gene Ontology annotation, biological process: positive regulation of transcription from RNA polymerase II promoter by galactose. The coding region runs from base 1 to 846 and encodes 281 amino acids.